This is a messenger RNA of Hydra vulgaris (swiftwater hydra), 2228 nucleotides long. Its product is annotated as clumping factor A. The record is from RefSeq and is a predicted model, not a curated record. NCBI's taxonomy places the organism in Eukaryota, Metazoa, Cnidaria, Hydrozoa, Anthoathecata, Hydridae.
AUCUUUGGCAAGAUUUUAUAAUGAAGAUCAAAUUACUUGUUGGUUUGAUUUGUCUAAGUGUGGUUUAUACUAAACCAUUAGAUGAUGACAACCAAGCCCAAGAAGGCGAUGACAAACCUGGAGAAAAGAGGGAUAACAUCGAAAAAUUAUCAAACGAUAACAAAGCAAACACUACAACAAACACAGAAGAGACAGCAGGAUCCAACAACAUAGAUUUAGUUUCAGAUGCCGCUGAAUCAUCUCCAAAUCAAAAAUCAACCAUUGGCGUUACAGACACAACGCUUUUGCCUUCACCUACUUCUUCCGCCCCAUCAACAAAAAAAGUGACGACGGCACCUAUAUUAACAACAGUUUUACCAACAACCGUUCAUAAAGUAGGAUCAACUGUUGCUGGUACGGUUAGUCAAGUAACCGUACCAGCAACGUUCAGCAGAAUGAUUGAUCUUGAACAUGAGGACGAAAAAAUUACAAACUCUAUUUCUUCAAGAGAGCAUCCUAUGACUGCAAAGUACUCGAAGAAUGAAGAUACUCCAUUUACUACCACUCGUUCUAAAACAGUAUCAAAUAACGAAGAUACUCCUAUCACUACCACUCGCUCAAUGAUGGUAUCAACAAAACAUGCUACAAGUCAUGCAUCAACAAUAUCAACUCACAAAACAACCGCUAUUCGUAAAACAACACCAACAAAAUCAAGUUACUCUUCUACCAAAAUUCAUCAAACUACAUUGAACACCAGAACGUCGACAUCAACGUCGACAUCAACACAUUCAACAACUAAAAAGAAAGGGGUAACUACAAAAGCUCCUGUCAUCACCACAAAACCUGCUACUACAAAACCAGCAACUACAAAAAGACCCACUACAAAAUUGGUCACUACAAAAAUGGUCACUACAAAGAUUGUCACUACAACUCAAACAACGCCAAGGAUAGCUGUAACUACUCAAAAAACUACGCCGCCAACACCACAAACUGUUGAAAAUUCAAGAAAUGAUACGUAUACAAUGAGUGCAACAACUUUUCACGUUGCAAUUCGCCUUCUGGCAGAAAAGUAUGUUGAAGAUUUCAAUUUUGUUACAAGCCCGGUUUAUCAGAGUUUGAAAAAACACGUUAUGCAAACGAUUGCCGCAGUUUACUCCAACUACCCUGAAUUUAAGCAAAUUGUAGUGAUUAAAUUUACAAACUCCAAAGCAUUAGGUGUCACUCCUCUAACACGUGAUAUGAAUGAUGACAAACGAGACAUAAUUAAUCCAGUCGCAGGAGUUAUUGUCGACUUUUAUUUACGAUUCUACUCAAAUGGAAGACAUUUAGUGCCGCUCACUAGACAAGUUCUUAAUGGAAAAAUUGGCACCAUUCCGGUCUCUCCACAAUUUGUUAGAGCCUAUUCCGCAGAACCUAAAGGUCGCGUUUGCACUCCUGAUUGCAGACUGCAAUGUUAUUCUUACUGUGACUCUGGAUGUUGUCACAUUAAUGUAGUACAGCAUCUUGAUGCUCCAACCCAAUCGCCAGUAGAUAGUUUAAUUCAGCAACAGCAAGAUGAAUUAAGAAACCCUCAACUGUGUCAGGGUUCAUCAUGUGAUACUCAACUUCUCCAACAACCUUGUUCAGGUCAGUCGUGUUUAACUUCACUACAAACUCCAUGUCAGGGUCCAAGCUGUUCAAUCAGUGCUGAUCAGCCUUGCCAAGGUCAAUCUUGUAUUUCUGCAUUACCAAUGCAACAACCUUGCCAGGGUCAAAAUUGUGCGCCGCAAAUGAAUAUGCCUCAGCAAUGUCAGGGUCAGUUAUGUCAACCACCAGUAAUUCAACAGCAACCUUGUCAAGGUCAAUUUUGUGGUAACGCAGUACCAAUGCAGCAACCCUGUCAGGGUCCAACAUGCUCUUUGAUAAUGCAAAAUCCUUGUAUUGGGCCACAAUGUUCAAUUCCACCACCAAUGCCAGCAUCACCCUGUCAAGGUGCAACUUGCGGUCAACCAGCCCAAUUUCAAAUGCCGCCACAGUACUUCGGUUUACCUCAAAUGAAUCCAUCUUCAUGCCCACCACUAUGUUCUCAGAAUUGUGGGCCGAUGUGUCCUACACAGUGCUGCAAUAAUAGAGAGCAACAAGUUCCGUUGUAUCCACAAAUAAGAUGUGGUCCACAGGGGUGCUAACUUUUUAAUUCAUCAUACACAAACUUACAUUGUAUAUAAAAAUCAUUAUGUAUACAUAGUUUAUAUAAUAACAAAUUUACUAAA